UGUACUAUAGUCUAUACACCAUGUGAAAUGUGAACUUGGACCAAGGCAUUGAUUGCACUAAGGUCCAAACUCGUACGCACUAUUGCUCAAAGUGAAAACAGUUUUUCCGUGGUCGGGUGAACCGACAACGCUGGGAGAGUCAGUAGAAUUUUCGAACACUCUUUGAACACUUAAGUUGUAUGUCACGUAUUGCGUGCGUUUUGCGAGAAUACUCUGGCGGAUUCUUGAGCCCGCACUAGACUUGAACUCUUCAUGUCUCCAUGUUUAAAUACUCUUCAAUAUUCUAGCUGUUAGUAUCACGUAUGGCGUGCGCCUUAAAAACCCUAGGAUACUACGGCACCACGAUUGCAUAUAAGAGGCUAGAAUGUAUAGUUACAAACAUACAUAGUUUAUGAGAGGAAGCAUCCAGCCCAAAUGAAUUUUGGAGACUGACAAAUCAAGGCUUAAGAAAACACAAGGUCAAAAACGUCGGACAAUCUCUUGUCCCAAUGAGGAGAUAACCCAAGACUUAAACAAGGCUGAGUAUUUUAAUGGCUUCUUUGUAAAUAUUAGCAAAGAUCUCUCCACUGCUGUACUGAGGAUAUUUUUGCGUUGGCGCGUUAUGGGCCAUCGGUUAAAACCUCAGCCCAUUUCUCUGCUACAGUGUAUCAAUAAAUUCUGCAUUUCACGAUCACAGCUACCAGUUAAAAAGUACGUAAUUCUCAGCUGACAGUUAGAAGUUUAUCCACUUCUCAGCCAUUAUUUAAAGUACUAAGUUGAUGUUUGAUGGGGGUCAAACCUCUGUAAUAUACAUGAAUCGGUCACUUGAGCGGAGGGGCGGGGUUGUUUAAAAACGAUCCAUCUUCAUGAUGAAAGUUGUAGUUCCAACAUUUAAUAUUUACUUGCACUCCUAUGUGUACUUCACGUUUCACUGAUCACGAGAAACUUGGUGCAGUACGGCCUUAUUAUCCGUGCUAAGAAAUACUAGAAAGGUAAGGUGCUAAGAAAUGCUAGAAAAAAAUAAUGCACUUCUAGCUGACUGACACGUGUCGAUAAAGGCCUUCUCACGGAACAGUGAUCACGAAUAGAUAUUCUCGGUUAGCGCAGUUCACGCUGUCACUCAGCUGGGUGCAAUAUCUUCCGGUGCUUGUACUACAUAGUUUGCAAAAGCCACUGUGUCAAAGUCGGAAAUUUCAUGGUAGAAACAUGUCCACUGAGUCAGUAGCGUUAAUUGCUAACUUGCAAUACCGUAACCCCCCUCCAAGACACAGAUAAAUUUGAAAACAAAUAAAGCGCAUGGGUAGCUUUUAUUAAUUUUUCCCACUGCGUGAAAUUCUUGAAAAGAGGAAAUGUAAUUAAAUUUAGUUAGAGUAUUUAUUCUACCCUUGACCCUGCAAUGAACGAAACGGUGGGGUAGUUAAGACAAAAUGAACAGCACCAGUCUUCGGAUUCAACACAGCAAUGCAAUUGAUCUGUUCACUAUUGUCCCUGUUGUCCAUUUUAAUACUAAAAUCAAUCCUUCGCUACUCGAGGUUGUUUUCUACCGCUUUACUUUUACCCUGAGAGGAUUAGUGUUAAAACGGCUAGACACCAGCAAUAAGGUUCUGAAAUAUAAAUAGAUCAUUUGCCCUCCUCUAAGACUCCUGCGGUAAAACAUUGUACAAAGGCCAAGCUUUAAAUUCCUCUACUUCGUGAUUGUCCAUUUCAAUACUUUAAAGGUUUUAGGAUUAACCGUCAAGAUCAAUAACCUAUUUUGUGCAUCGUCGUCAGGUCAAUCCAGUCUUUAAAUUUGGGCAACCACAAUGUAAAUAACACUCACUUUGCCAAAAAUGUCUUGAAAUUACUGAAUGGCGACACUGUUAAAACCUCGAAGAAUUCUGUAAGGUUCUUUUCAAUCAGCACCCUGCAACUUCCUUUGCCUGUUUGAGUUCUCUGAGGAGGUUUAAACGGUAUUAUUAUCAGUUGUUGUUGUGGGGCCAAGAAAACACCGUGACAUGGUAUCGCUCUUUGACAGUCAGUCCUUGUCAAACCCUUAAACUCUCAGGAGAUAUAAGUGAUGUACUUUAAGAUCUUCUGAUACGAUGAACCUGUUUGCUUGGAAAACUUGAAGCCGUUCAGGAAAGUUCUGCAUACGUCUGCAAGGCCAAGCAAGGAAAACAAGAUGGAAGGUCGUAGCCCCCUUUUUGGGAAGACGAGAAGUUUCUGCAUAGCUAUCCUUGGGAUCGCAAUUUUUGCCAGAUCUUGUGAAAGCAAAGUGGAUCCCCCUCAACCGACGUCACCAGCUGUUACUGCCAAGCCACCGCAGUGCUCGUUUAACCACAUCAACUACAACGUGGGAGAGAUCUGGAAUCCAUUUCUGUUACCGAAAGGAUACUAUCGCUGCAAACGUUGUAUCUGCAAAUUGUCAAGCGAUGGCGCCUUGGCAAUAAUAGACUGCGAAGGACGACGGUGCAGAAAACCGUCAUCGCAUGCAAAUCCCGCGCAUAACGAACAGCAAAGUAAUUGUAGUCACCAAGGUACCCUGCGGAGUCAUGGGACAGUGUGGAAGGUGUCUACCACGGGUCUAAAUGUCACGCUUGCCAAUCACUGCAUGGAGUGUAGCUGCACGGAUAGUUUUGUGACCUGCGCCAUCAGAACAUGUCCAGUCCUUUCCUGUGUGAAUCAAACAAAUACAGACGGAACAUGCUGUCCUGUUUGUGCAGAAAGUUUACCAACACUGCGAAAUCCAGUGGGCUGCCAAACAAUGGGUAGAUACUACGAUCAUAUGGAAUCCUGGUAUCCCAGAAGACCUCCAAGAUACGACAUGUGUAUCAACUGCACUUGCAAGAACACUUCAAUAGAGUGCAGCCUUCCAGAGUGCCCCAAGAUAACCUGUGUUAAUCCUCAACGAAAACCGGGAGAUUGCUGUGAGACCUGCCCAGAGACACCCAAGCUAGAUUGCGAGUGGAAUAACAAGUCGUAUGCUCACAAUUCUUCAUUUAAUCCGGUCGUUGGCAAUUUUGGACCUUCUUACUGCGUCACGUGCUUCUGCAAUGCCAAUGUAAUAAAAUGUAGAAGUAAAUCAUGUCCAACGAGUUACCCGUGCAAAGAUCCAGUGUAUGUUCAAGGAAAAUGCUGUAAGGUGUGUGAAGAUUCCCCAGGAAAUCAUACAAACGGAAGGAACCUUUGCAGUGCAGGAAAGCACUGGCUGGUCUACGAGUAUAUAAAGAUUCCAAGAAAUCAACAAAAGAACGCGUCCGAAGUACGGGAACAAUUCGCACUGGAGCACAAGGACCACGAUACGGUGGAGAUACACACCAUUUACGCUAACAUGACAGCAAAAGUUAUAAAGACCACGAAUACUACCAAAAGCCAGUUCCAUGGAAUUUUGAAAAAAAAUGGCAAAGAUUAUAAAAUCCUUGGAAAGAUUCGUGAAGUUCAGAAAAACAAGAUCAAGACUUGGGAGCAACGUGCCUGUCAUCACACUCAAGGCUGUAUACAUACAGUGCGAAAAAUAAUGAAGGGACUCUAUGAACGUGUGAGACGGUGCGGCGAUCAUGCCACAUCAGGGCCCCCACAAACACUCCUUCAACUUCAACCAGAGAAUCCUUGAGAUCUUAACCUGUGCGACGAUCGACAAAUUAAACAUGGAGUACGUUUUGACAAAUGAACAAAGCCGCUGUACGUAACCAUCGCAUUAGACCACCACAUCGGUACGUGUUUUAACAAGAAACCCUCGUGGUAGUUCAUUGACAGUUUUAGGCCUUUCUCUGAGACGUUUCUGUGAGCGCAAGAAAAACAACAAGCAAACAAGGAAAAUAGACAUUUUUUCUUAGAGAUAAGUAGUUUGGAAACUUUACCAUAGAUUUGUAUAGCUCCUGUAAAUAACGAGUUUAUGUGGGCUUCUUAAACGACUUGGCAGAAUUUGUUGCCAACAGAAGAAAUUCGUAGGCAAAACGUAUAUCCGUUGAUUUGAUUAUAGAGCAUAAGGAAUGUGAGAAUAAAACCUGUAAGAUUUUA
Molecule: messenger RNA, 3978 nt
Organism: Orbicella faveolata
Lineage: Eukaryota; Metazoa; Cnidaria; Anthozoa; Scleractinia; Merulinidae
Product: chordin-like protein 1
Biological process (GO): negative regulation of BMP signaling pathway; cell differentiation
Molecular function (GO): BMP binding
Source: RefSeq, a predicted model, not a curated record